AUGAUGACCAAACCAUUUGGGAAGAGCGGGGAUGUGAGUGAGCUGGUGAGCUCCCUCGGCUGGCUGGAGGAUGACGUUAGCUCACAGGAUGGAGAGGAAAGCCCAGAGAUGAGGGGGCGCCAUGGCCUGACUGUAGGGGGCCGAAUCCACUCCUACACAGAAUUGGGCAGUGAGGAUAUGGAGGAGGAAGAAGAAGAGGAUGAUGAGGAGGAAAUUGGACCAAAUGGAGAAAAGGCUCCCAAAAGGAGAGGCCCUAAGAAGAAGAAGAUGACCAAAGCUAGACAGGAGAGGUUUCGUGCCCGGCGGAUCAAGGCUAACGCCAGAGAACGUUCCCGUAUGCAUGGGCUGAAUGAUGCCCUGGAUAACCUGCGCAGAGUUAUGCCCUGCUACUCCAAGACACAAAAGCUGUCAAAAAUAGAGACUUUACGGCUGGCCCGCAACUACAUCUGGGCUCUGUCAGAGGUGCUUGAGAGUGGCCAGUCCCCAGAGAGCCAUGGCUUUGUGGAGAUGCUGUGUAAAGGUUUGUCUCAGCCCACCAGUAACCUUGUGGCUGGCUGCCUGCAGCUGGGACCCAGUCCGAUGAUGCUCAACAAACUGGAGGACAAGUGUGGAGGCCCAGGGGUGGGUGGUAUGGGGGGUCAGGCUGGCCAUCCCCUCAGCUACCCAUCCCCAGGCCUUCCCAGCCCCCCCUAUGGCUCCCUGGAGGCAGCCCACCUCCUCCACAUGAAGGGAUUCAAGGGGCCUGUAUAUGACAACCCCUCCCCUAACGAAUGCAGCAGUGGCACCCCACCAUAUGAUGGGCCCCUCACCCCUCCCCUCAGCAUCAGUGGUAACUUUGCCCUGAAGCAGGAGCCUUCUCCCCAUGAGUCAGAGAGGAACUUCCCACCCCACCCUGGCCACCAUGCCCACUACCUCUCGUCGCACCACUACCCCACUUCCACAAGCGGUGGCCUACCAGGUGGGCCUCAGGGCCACCCACUCUUUCAGGCUUCACGUUAUGAGCUGCCCCUGGAUGUGGCCUUUGACUCCUUCACUCCCUCUCACUUGGUCACCUCUCAGAUGGGUACCAUCUGA
Molecule: messenger RNA, 1074 nt
Organism: Toxotes jaculatrix (banded archerfish)
Lineage: Eukaryota; Metazoa; Chordata; Actinopteri; Toxotidae
Gene: neurod4
Product: neuronal differentiation 4
Exons: 1
Coding region: 1-1074 (357 amino acids)
Molecular function (GO): protein dimerization activity
Source: RefSeq, a predicted model, not a curated record